This is a messenger RNA of Lodderomyces parapsilosis, 1290 nucleotides long. RefSeq names its product SANT/Myb-like DNA-binding domain-containing protein. NCBI's taxonomy places the organism in Eukaryota, Fungi, Ascomycota, Pichiomycetes, Serinales, Debaryomycetaceae. The transcript has a single exon. The coding region runs from base 1 to 1290 and encodes 429 amino acids. The record is from RefSeq and is a predicted model, not a curated record.
AUGUUAACGUUAAUGGGGAAUAAAGAUAUUUUCAAACCUUCAACGUUUCCAAAAAGAAAGCGCAAGCAUGAACAAGCACAAGUUGCUAAACCACGAAACUUGAGGUAUAAACCAUCAAUUGAAGCGUUGAAUAUAUUAAAGAAGCCCAUUAACUUAGGUGAAGGUGACAUGAGCGAGGCUGAAACAUCACUAGAGUCUGUUCCAAAUCCUGAAGAAGGUGACAGCAGAGCAGAUGAUUCUUUUCUGUCGCAAAAUUUUCAAGUUAAAGACAAGCAUAGUCUGACGCAGGGUCUGCCAUCUGCGCCGCUUCCCAGUCUGAAUGUUUUAUUCAGAUCGCAGCAAAAUCAGCUGCCUGUUCUACCACACAUAAACAUCGGACAAAACUUAACCCUUCCUUCAAGACAUGUUAAUGUAUCACGAAGUCAACAAACCGAGUCUGUACCAGAAGCGGCUACCGUCGUCUCGCAACAAUCUUUACCUCAACACAUGCCAGAACAACAAUUGCCUCCCAUGCACACAUUACAAUCUUACCCUACAUCUCAACAAAACCUUCCAUUGCAACAAGAGACUCGAUAUUACUAUUCUUCUUCACAGCUGCAGGCCCCGGCUGAACCAUAUCAACUAAUACCACCACCUCAAUCUCAAACUACACCAUAUCCUCCAUCCCUCAUUCCACUACAACAAAUCCCUACGACAUACUCCCACAACCCUGAGUACUAUCCUUCUUAUCAACCACCUCAAUUACCACCACACCCACAGUAUAUUCCCAUGCAUCACAUGCAACAACAUUAUUACCAACAACCAAUGUCGUCCCUGUCUCUGGCCCCUGCACAACAUCAAUUUUAUUACAAUGUAGUACCAUACACAAUGCCAGAUCCUUACGCUGGUUAUGUUGGAGUUCCAAGAAAAUCAAAACAAUCUUCAACAUGGUCAGCUGACGAGGAUAAACUAUUACGAGAACUAAAAGAAGUGCAAAAGUUGGGAUGGAGAGAGAUUUCGACGUUUUUUCAUGAACGUACACCGAAUGCGUGUCAGUUUCGAUGGAGGCGCAUUAUAAGCAAUCUCGAUGUUGGUUCAAAAGUACCCAGUACUGAGGCUUCUGAUAAAGAGAAAGAACUGAAUGCUUCAUCAUUUGCUGAAACAAAUUUCGCUAGUCAAGAAGAGCGGCAAAGCCGAGUUGAGGGACUUCCAUCAGAAACUCGUGCUUCCACAGAAGAAGAUGAUGAUGAGACGAACUUGAACAAAAAAAGCCACAAUCAAACCAAUAAGAUUGAUUUCUUACUCAACUAA